Protomyces lactucae-debilis is the source of this 1507-nucleotide messenger RNA. Its product is annotated as ferrochelatase. Gene Ontology annotation, biological process: heme biosynthetic process. The record is from RefSeq and is a predicted model, not a curated record. The transcript has 2 exons. NCBI's taxonomy places the organism in Eukaryota, Fungi, Ascomycota, Taphrinomycetes, Taphrinales, Protomycetaceae. Bases 242 to 1459 code for a protein of 405 amino acids. Gene Ontology annotation, molecular function: protoporphyrin ferrochelatase activity.
UAUGCUGAGUACAAACACGUGAACUGGAAAUAGAGCAGUCACUCAGCGCUUCUUAUCUGCAGAAGGACAGAGGGCACAAUCAACAGGGCUCUGUCUUGAUCUGUAUAGACUCAGCUUAUCCAGUUCUUCUACUAGCCCAGUAUCGAACGCCCUCGAGCCGACAGUCUGCUUCUUUGACGUCGUAAGCAGAGGAAGCAGAUCCCCCAGACCACGACCAGCUACGACCCAUCCUUCUGCUGCCAUGCUCGCCCGCUCCCUCAAGCACAUACGGGCACCGCUCAUCGCACGGAACACAGCCAUACGGACACUGGCAACAGCUGUGCCCUCCGCCGAACAAGGCCGCGACCGAAGCACCCAUGGACCUACUGGUGUCGUCUUCCUCAACAUGGGCGGCCCAUCGACAGUCCCCGAGGUGCACGACUUUCUCUCCCGCUUAUUCGCAGACGGCGACUUGAUUCCCCUUGGACCUCUUCAAAAAUAUCUCGGUCCCCUCAUUGCCCGUCGCAGGACACCCAAAGUUGAAAAGCAAUACGAAAGUAUUGGUGGAUCACCCAUUCGAAAGUGGUCAGAGUUACAAUCGAGCGAGGCGUGUCAAGUACUGGAUAAGAUUUCUCCCAAGACUGCACCGCACAAACCCUAUGUCGCCUUCCGAUAUGCAAAACCAUUGAGUGAGGAUACCAUCGUGCAGAUGAAGCAGGAUGGUAUUAAGCGUGCUGUGGCUUUCACACAGUACCCGCAGUACUCGUGUUCUACCACAGGCUCCUCUCUGAAUGAACUCAGAAAGCAGCUCAAGGAGCAUGACCCCGAGGAAUCCAUCACUUGGUCGGUCAUUGAUCGCUGGGGUUGCAACGACGGUCUCGUUGCUGCCUUUGCUGAAAACAUUAAAAAGAAACUGCAAGACUUCAACGAAGCUGAACGCAGCGACGUGGUGCUUCUCUUUUCAGCACACUCACUCCCAAUGAGUGUUGUGAACCGCGGCGAUCCAUACUGUGCAGAAGUCGCAGCGACCGUUAUGGCCGUCAUGCAGAAACUUGGCUUUUCAAACCCAUACAGAUUAGUUUGGCAAUCACAAGUCGGACCGUCUGCUUGGAUGGGACCACAAACGAUGGAUGCUAUCAAGGGACUCGGCAAGAAUGGCAGAAACAACCAAAUCUUGAUUCCGAUUGCUUUCACCUCGGAUCACAUUGAGACCUUGCAUGAGUUGGAGGAGUACAUGGAGGAUGCGCAUAAGCUUGGCAUUGAGGGUGUCAAGCGGUGUGAGUCUCUCAAUGACAGCAAGACAUUUAUUAAUGCUGCUGCUGAGCUCGUCAAGAAGCAUCUCGAGGAAAAAGCACCGGCAACAAAGCAGCUCAUGCUGAGAUGCCCGGGCUGUGUCAAUGCCAAGUGCGAGGACACUAAGCGUUUCUUUGCAGAUACGUCCAACAAGGCGUCGCUCUACAUGGAUGCCAACGCGCAGUAAAUACUACUAAAUAGUCCCUGAUAAAAUGUAGUCCUAAGUGAAUCCAUC